CUCAGGUUUUCUGUUUCCCUUCAGGUGGAGAAGGUGAUGCCGUCAGACACCUUCUACUUCUCCAUCGUCAGAGACCCCGUCGCUCUGGCCGAGUCUUCCUUUGCUUAUUACAAAGAGGUCGCCCCGGCGUUCCGGAAAGCCAGAGGAUUGGGGGAGUUCUCCGACGAUCCUAACAAAUUUUACGACCCCCGUCUGCGAAACAACCACUACGCCCGCAACCUGCUGUGGUUCGACUUCGGCCUGGACCACAACGCUAACUUCUCUACGGCGCUGGCUCGGCUCGGGGUCAACAUGAUCCGAAGGACCUUUAAGCUGAUUCUGGUGUCGGAGUAUUUCGAUGAGUCCAUGAUCCUGCUCAGACACGCCCUCUGCUGGCCGCUGGAUGCGGUGGUCUCCUUCAGCCUCAACGCGCGGCAGCAGAAGCCCGCCGGCGCCGGCGGGGUGGGCGGCGGCUGGAUGGGCAAAGCGGUGGCGGCGGCCGGCGUCGGUAUCCGAGGCGGACACCUUCCGCCCAAAAUGCCACCGAAUCUUUCCCUAACCGAGGCGCAGCGAGAAAAGCUGCGGCAGUGGAACGCCUUCGACUGGUUCCUGUACAGAGCCUUCAACCAGACCUUCUGGGAGGAGAUCGACAGGUUCGGUCGCACGCAGAUGGAAAAGGAAGUGAAUCUGCUCAGGAUGCGCAGGAAGGACCUGGCGCGGGCCUGCCUCCGAGACGGCGGGAAGCCCGUCGAAGCUCACCGGAUCCGGGACAAAAACAUCCGACCCUUCCAGAGCGGGUUGGUGAAAAUCCUGGGCUAUGAGCUCCAGCCGGGGCUGGACAACGCCACCCGCACGGCGUGCAUGAGGAUGAUCAGGCCUGAGAUCCAAUACAAAGACGUCUUAGACUCCAAACAGUUCCCCCCCGCCCAUGGCGUCCAGCAGCAGAGCCAGAGGCUGCUGGUGGCGGUGGGAGGGACCUUUCUAAAGCAGGAUUCCCCCAGGAAAGAGACGGGCGGACGGACGCUGGAGGACGUGGCGAAGGACUGGGACGGCAGCCCGUUACUUAGGAACAACCAGACUUUAGUGCGACAGCAGAGGCUUCCUGUCUGAAGCCUCGUAGAAACGGUUGGAUGAUAGUUUUAUUUGCCUUUGUGGAUAAAAACCUCUUUGAUCUGAGUUUUGUAAAUAUCAUCGUAGCCGUAGUUACUGUUGCCGUCAUCACAUGUUCUAAUAGCAGCACCACAAAGGUUGGAGGAUUCCUGCUGGGCAGCGUCAGCCGUCCUCAGAUUACUCCCUGGAUCUAGUUUCACUUUUAAACCCUGAAGGUCAAAUUCAGCCUGAAAUUCCAUCCGUCAAUUAAAGCAAGUCCAGCUCCCAAACUAUCAAUUACAAAUACAAUUUGUAUUUAUAUAACAGAAAGGCAUUGAGGAAUAGUUUUCAGGUGGAGCCAUUAUUUUAAAUGAUUUAUAGGUGAUUAAACAAAUAAAAAAAGAAAAAUAUUUAGCCUUGCCAACAUUUUUUUUUCAAAAUAAAAGCUCCAAAACACCAUAAAGCCCAUUAGAAGCUCUGGAUGAACCUCAGACUUUGUAGAUCCACAUCUAGACUAGAACUCAAGCUAAUCUGGACUGAAUCAGUUGAUGCAUCUUUGUUCCACAGAGGUUUAGAGGACAGAGUGCCGAAAGUGCAAAAAAAUCUAUUUUUUCUCCUCAUCAAAGGGAAUCUGAUCAGAUAAAUAUCCUGAUUUCCAUCAUUGGAGACCUUCUGCAUGAGGCAAAGCCUUUGCUCCUCAGAUUUAGUCCUUAGUUCACUGAAAUUUACCAAUAAAAUCACCAAACUGGAUAGAAAAUAAUAAUAACAGAGCAGCUGAUGUAACGCAUGCCGGUUACAUCACCUGAAAUGGUCGCACAAUGACCUCUGACCCCUCCUUGGAAAGGUCUGAGCCUCUAGUUUCCAAUGAUGGCGGCCAUUAAAUGAAUACACAUCACACAUCAUUUGAAAGGCGUGUGGAUAAAACACCAUGUGACUGUAUUUUGGCCAUUUCUAUAAAUAGAUAAACAUCAGCAGAGCCCUGUUCCUGGACCGUCGGGCUUCAGGGGUUCAAUGACCCCUUAAUUAAAGCAUUAUUAACCUUAAAUUCGCCAAACUAAAGGACUUUAGGUCAAACAGGAAGGUUUUUUAGCUUUAGCAGCUUCCUCCAUGAUCCUCAUUAGCAGCUGCAUUUUCAGCUUUAUGGAAAAGUUUGGUCUUAAUAGUUUAAUAAUAUCCAAAAAAAAAAACAUUGCAGCAAAAAUUGGUUGAAAAGACGACAUUCACAUUUAAACCUCGUCUACAUUUGGAUGAAAAGUGAAAAAGCG
This is a messenger RNA of Cyprinodon variegatus (sheepshead minnow), 2333 nucleotides long. RefSeq names its product galactose-3-O-sulfotransferase 2-like (gene gal3st4). The annotation marks the transcript as partial. Gene Ontology annotation, cellular component: membrane. Gene Ontology annotation, biological process: glycolipid biosynthetic process. Lineage: Eukaryota; Metazoa; Chordata; Actinopteri; Cyprinodontiformes; Cyprinodontidae. The transcript has a single exon. The record is from RefSeq and is a predicted model, not a curated record. Gene Ontology annotation, molecular function: galactosylceramide sulfotransferase activity.